AGUGCCAGUCCGACGGACGCAGCUGACCGCUGUAGUUGUGGUGCUCUUGUUCUUGUAGUGUUCGUGUAAACAUCCCGUCUUUUUCUCUUUAUUUUUUUUUUGAUCCGCGAUCGGUGCAAACACCACGGUGAAUCACACAGUGCAGUUUGUGAUCACCGAUACUUCGCAAUGUCGUCGAGAGGACCCCGCAGCCAAAGUUUCUACGGCCAUGAUGAUCGCGCCGGAGAUCGCGGCGGCAAUCGUGGACGCGGUGGUGGCGGUCCCCGUGGUGGAGGACGUAUGGGCAACCGAGGUGGCUUCGGUGCGCCCAUUCUGAAGCGCUACAACCGCCAAAAGUUCGGUGGCGGCCCAUCGGGUGGACAGCCCGGUUACGGUCGUCGAGGAGGUGGAGGCAACCGGGCCAGGUUCGCGGAUGAAGAUGGGGACAUUGAAAUGCAGGGAGGAAACCUACCCGACCACAUGCGCAACCGCUUCAAGCCGUACAACAACUCCUACAACCGCAACAGGAAAAGGAGGGGCAUGCCAGACAGGAGAGGAGGCAGAGACGUUUAUGUUCCACCCCACCUACAGAACAAGAACAGCGAAGGAACUUGGUACAAAGUCGUGAUUCCACAGGGCAAGAAGUUUGGCAAAGACUUCAUCUACAGAGAGAUCAAGGCGAGGAUCAGCGUCCCACUCAUUCCAUACAACUUCCAGUUUGACGGCCACAACGCUGUUUUCUACAUUGCCGACGUUGCAACUGCUGCCGCCGUGCGCAACCUCAACAGAGCCAUCGACACGCCCUCCGGCUUUAAGAUGGCCAUCACAGUCAAAGGCUCAGACCUGCCAAUCGUGGCUGUCGAUGACGAUGUCAUACAGAGUCUCAAGCUGGUGAUGAGCAAGCGAUACGAUGCCGCUCGUGGCCACCUCGACCUGUCAAACUUUCAGAAGGACGAGUCUCUGAAGGAGCUCAACCUGUACAUCACCUUCACCCGGCCAAGCAUCAUGUCCAUAGCGGUCAAGAUCAUCGUGGAAAAUGUUCCCGAGGUUCAGACGCUAGACCUGUCGAACAACAAGUUGACCACGCUCUACCCUCUCGGUCCUGUUCAGGGCGCAUGUAAGCAGCUGCGUUCCCUCAACUUUGCCAACAACAGGAUUCUGAAAAUGGCCGAGCUGGACAGCAUGAAAGGGCAUGUCGUCCGUCCAAGAGCUCGUCCUGGAGGGGAACCCGGUCUGCACAGCGUACAGCGACAAGAGCCAAUACAUCAGCGCGGUGCGGCAGCGCUUCCCCAAGGUCAUCCUGCUG
Molecule: messenger RNA, 1285 nt
Organism: Rhipicephalus sanguineus (brown dog tick)
Lineage: Eukaryota; Metazoa; Arthropoda; Arachnida; Ixodida; Ixodidae
Product: nuclear RNA export factor 1-like
Biological process (GO): poly(A)+ mRNA export from nucleus
Cellular component (GO): cytoplasm; nucleus
Molecular function (GO): RNA binding; protein binding
Source: RefSeq, a predicted model, not a curated record